AUAACAUAACUACAAAUUCCUCAAAAAUCAUCUUUAUCAUACUACCAAGAAAAUACUUCCAAUCUUUUUUAUUCUUUCGCCAACCAUUAGAAGUGGAAAUAUGGGCAUCCGUAUGCCUCGGGCCACUCAAGCAAAACAAAUUUUGAGACGAUCAUUUUCAAAUGGAAGCAAAAAAUCAUCAUCUCUAGACAUUCCAAAAGGCUAUUUUGCCGUUUAUGUUGGGGAACAAGAAAAGAAGCGAUUUGUGGUUCCUAUAUCAUUAUUAGGCCAACCUCUGUUUCAAGAGCUACUUCAACAGGCUGAGGAAGAAUUUGGGUUUGAUCAUCCAAUGGGUGGCCUCACGAUUCCUUGUAGCGAAGACCUAUUUCAUGACGUUGCUUCUUGUUUGGGCGCAUUAUAAGCUUUACGGAGCAAAUUUUGAGAUUAUAGUUUCCUAAAAAACUAACCACUAGGACCAUUUAUAGUUGUAAAUAUAGAUAUAGAUACUUAUCCAAGAUGUAUAAAGUAUAUGAAUUCGUUAGUAAUUAUUUCGAGUUCAUGACUGUACUUUAUGUAAUUAGUUUGAAUAGAGAUUAAUGAAAAACUUCUUAGUAUUACAAA
Molecule: messenger RNA, 600 nt
Organism: Erigeron canadensis
Lineage: Eukaryota; Viridiplantae; Streptophyta; Magnoliopsida; Asterales; Asteraceae
Product: auxin-induced protein 15A-like
Exons: 1
Coding region: 101-400 (99 amino acids)
Biological process (GO): response to auxin
Source: RefSeq, a predicted model, not a curated record